AUGCAACAGCUGCUAAUGCGCAUACAGCAGCAGCAGGUCGUGACUCCGGAAUCUGGGCCAAACAGCUCUUCAGCUGGAAGCAGCAAUGAUUUCACGGAGCGUGCACGUCUCCUGCUCACUCAGUUACCGCCACCUUUCAACAUAAAAGCUGCUGCCGCGUCAAGACCGGAAUCUUACGAGAAUGCAAUGGAUGCCGUGUUGCUUCAAGAGCUAUCGCGUUACAAUACGCUCAUUACUAUCACGGAAAAACGCCUGCAGAUCGUUCAGGUGUAG
This is a messenger RNA of Eimeria necatrix, 273 nucleotides long. RefSeq lists its product as hypothetical. Bases 1 to 273 code for a protein of 90 amino acids. NCBI's taxonomy places the organism in Eukaryota, Apicomplexa, Conoidasida, Eucoccidiorida, Eimeriidae. The transcript has a single exon. The record is from RefSeq and is a predicted model, not a curated record.